This is a messenger RNA of Suncus etruscus (white-toothed pygmy shrew), 1250 nucleotides long. RefSeq names its product arrestin domain containing 4 (gene ARRDC4). The record is from RefSeq and is a predicted model, not a curated record. Gene Ontology annotation, biological process: protein transport. Gene Ontology annotation, cellular component: plasma membrane; cytoplasm. NCBI's taxonomy places the organism in Eukaryota, Metazoa, Chordata, Mammalia, Eulipotyphla, Soricidae. Gene Ontology annotation, molecular function: ubiquitin-like ligase-substrate adaptor activity.
AUGGGGGGCGAGGCGGGCCGCGUCCAGCGCCUGGGGCUGGUGUUCGAGGACGAGCGCCCGGGCGGCUACGCCAGCGGGGAGACGGUGGCCGGCCACGUGCUGCUCGAGGCGGCCGAGCCCGUGGCCCUGCGAGCGCUGCGCCUGGAGGCUCGGGGCGCCGCCACGGCCGCCUGGGGGCCCGCCUCCCAGGUCGAGUACCUGAACCUCCGCCUGAGCCUGCGGGAGCCCCCCGAGGGCCAUGGCACCCUCCUGCUGCCACCUGGAAAACACGAGUUUCCUUUCAGCUUCCAACUGCCGUCUGAGCCCCUGGUCUCUUCCUUCUCUGGGAAGUUCGGGAGCAUCCGUUACUGCGUACAGGCCGUUCUAGAGUGCCCCGCGACACCCGACCAAAGCGUGAGGCGGGAGCUGCAGAUUGUCAGCCACAUCGAUGUCAACACCCCAGCUCUGCUCAGCCCUGUCCUGAGAACUCAAGAGAAGAUGGUCGGCUGCUGGCUUUUCACUUCCGGUCCCGUGUCACUGAGUGCCAAGAUCGAAAGGAAGGGGUACUGUAACGGUGAGGCGAUCCCCAUCUACGCCGAGAUCGAGAACUGCUCCUCCCGCCUCAUCGUGCCCCAAAGGCUGCCAUUUUCCAGACCCCAGACCUACCUGGCCCGAGGCAGGACCAAGAGCAUCCGGUACAUGGUGGCCAACGUGCGGGGCAACCACAUCGCCUCAGGGAGCACUGACACGUGGAAUGGGAAGACCCUCAAGAUUCCCCCGUGAGCCCCCUCCAUCCUGGACUGCUGCAUCAUCCGAGUUGACUACUCCCUGGCCGUAAGCUGGUCUACAAUCCACAUCCCUGGUGCUAAGAAGCUGAUGCUUGAGCUGCCCUUGGUCAUUGGCACCGUCCCCUUCAAUGGCUUUGCCAGUAGGAACUGCAGUGUGGCCAGCCAGUUUCUCAUGGACGUCAGCUGGCUGGCGCUGGCAAUGUCCGAGCAGCCGGAAGCACCCCCAAACUAUGCCGAUGUGGUCUCGGAGGAGGAACUGGCCAGACACCUGCCCGCCUACCCACAGCCAACACCCUCCGAGGGAGACGAUGGCUGCCCCAUGCUUGCCUGUAUCCACGAGUUUCUCUUCCAGCCACCCCCACUCUACUCUGAGGUCGACCCCCAUCCCAGCGACAGAGAAGAGAGGCAGCCCUGCUCCUUCGUGCUUUGAACAGACCCUAGAGCCCAUGGCCAGACACCCCCAAGCACGCGGGCAGAGAGGGG